Messenger RNA from Euleptes europaea (tarantolino), 1142 nucleotides. It is a transcript of the gene MBP, whose product is annotated as myelin basic protein. Gene Ontology annotation, biological process: myelination. Gene Ontology annotation, cellular component: internode region of axon; compact myelin; cell periphery. The record is from RefSeq and is a predicted model, not a curated record. NCBI's taxonomy places the organism in Eukaryota, Metazoa, Chordata, Lepidosauria, Squamata, Sphaerodactylidae. The transcript is spliced from 8 exons. Gene Ontology annotation, molecular function: structural constituent of myelin sheath. The coding region runs from base 21 to 959 and encodes 312 amino acids.
GAAGAAACUUGAGAAUCACCAUGGGGAAUCAUGUUGGAAAACGUGACCAGAGUGCUGAGAAGCUAAAGAACGCUGAAGCACAAGUGGAAGAAGUGGAAGAAGUGGAAAAUAAAGAGAGUCCCAAAGCAGUGAGGCUAACCCAGCAAUCUUCAGAAGACAACGAAGUAUUUGGAGAGGCAGAUGUGAACCAGAACAAUGGGACCUCCACGAAGCACACAGCGGUGACAGACUCCAAGAGCACAGCGGACCCAAAGAAUGCCUGGAAGGAGACCAACCCAGCUGACACGACUGGUCGCCCCCAUUUGGUCCGCCUCUUUUCCCGAGAUGCCCCAGGGAGAGAGGACAACACCUUCAAAGACCGGCCCUCCGAAUCAGAUGAGCUACAGACCAUUCAGGAAGACAGUGCAGCAGCUUCUGAGAAUUCGGAUUUGAUGGCUUCACAGAAGCGCUCCUCUUUCCGGCACGGAUCCAAGCUUGCAACCGCAAGCACCAUAGACCAUGCUAGACAUGGAUCCCCGAGAAGAUACAGGGAACCAGGUCUACUUGACUCACUGGGCAGAUUCUUUGGAGGUGACAGACAUGUCCCCAGGAGGGGCAAGGACUAUCACCAUGCUGCCAGAGUGAGCCACGUAAGUUCCCUGCCUCAUCCGAGGUCUCAGCAUGGACGGUAUGUGGAUGACAACCCAGUGGUCCACUUCUUCAGGAACAUUGUGUCCCCAAGAACAUCUCCUCCUAUGCAGGCAAAGGGGAGAGGAUUAUCCUUCAGCAGAUUUAGCUGGGGCGGUGAAGCUCCAAGGCAUGGAUAUGGAAGUGGCAAAUACUAUGAGCAUAAAUAUGCUCAUAAGGGACACAAGGGAUACCACUACGAUGGCCAGGGCACGCUGUCUAAACUCUUUAGACUGGGUGGAUCCGGUUCCCGACCUGGUUCCCGGUCCGGCUCUCCCAUGGCUAGGCGCUGAAGCUCUAAGAUAUCAUUGAAGGACUAUGUUCUCUGCUUCAUAACAAAGCUGCCUUAAAGAUUUAAUAACCAAUUGCAGAAUUCCCUAGACAGAAACACAAUCUAUUUGUUAAUGUCCGUUGAGCUGUGUAUGCAGUAGGAGUAUACAAAAUUCUAUUGGCAAAUGCUGACCAAAAGUUGAACA